Molecule: messenger RNA, 4107 nt
Organism: Phanerochaete carnosa HHB-10118-sp
Lineage: Eukaryota; Fungi; Basidiomycota; Agaricomycetes; Polyporales; Phanerochaetaceae
Exons: 10
Coding region: 1-4107 (1368 amino acids)
Cellular component (GO): nuclear pore
Molecular function (GO): structural constituent of nuclear pore
Source: RefSeq, a predicted model, not a curated record
AUGGACUCUCAGCUCCUUGUCGCCGCUCAAGUAUCAUCACUCUUUCCCCCCACGUCCUGCACUAAUUUUGCGGUGAACACUAAACGUCCCGACGUGCCUCUUACACCUCCUUCGGACUCGGAGCAUGCUACGUUUGCUGAGAUAUUCUACCACGAAGUCACCGGGUCAAUACUCUUUCGCGCUAUUCACGAUGCACAAGUCCUGGAGCUUACUUCUCUCUCGACCGACGCGCCGCCUCUACGUCUCGUCUUUCCCUCAGCUGUCUUGCCCAGCCCGUCGUUGAUGUUUAGUCCACAAAGUCUUCACGUACUCGCGGUCACUACCUUCGGAUCGCUAUUUCGACUGGUCAUACCGUUUUCCGAAGGCGGGCCACUAUGGCAAACUACUCCUCAUAGCGCGAUACGAACCAGCGAGUAUAGCAUUGCCAAGCUAAAAGGGGACUUCAGCUCUGCGGUGGCUCAUGCACAGGACCUGCGCUGCGUGGUGCUUGGUCUUCAAGACGGGUGUGUGCUGCGUUUGGAGACAGAUGAUAUUGCGAGCGAAGACUGGCAGAAUGGCAAGUACAUCCGGCAAUGGGAAGAAACGCUCCACCAUCACAGCUCCUUCCUGAACUCCCUUACCUCCUUCCUACACCCCGCCCUCCCUGGCGGAUCCCAGGUGAUCUCGAUCGCCUCCCACCCGCAGCUCACAGAUACAGGCCAUGUCUGGACGCUUUCCCGGGAUCGCACACUUCGCUUGUGGACGACCGCCACAGGCUGCGUCUCUGAACGGGUCCUGCCUUCCGCGUCAUCCGGGAGACAUCCCGCAGGUGCUCCAAGCUCGUCGGCGAAUGGCGUACGAGCCGCUGUCCUUUUGCAUGCAAGCCCGCAGAGGCUGCUACGCGUCUUUACAUCGCCAUGGUCGGAAGUACCCUGUGUUCUGGCCUUCGUUCCCACGGACGCCUCUCCGGUGUCUGGAGGGUUCUUCCUGCUCUUCGACGUCAUCAAUGAGCACAUUCAUGAUGCACAAGACAUCCAGUGCUCUGAAAUGAGCGUGCACUGCCACCUCCAGGAUUUCGUCAUUGUCAGAACCACGCUGUAUGCGUUGUGGGACCGGCAGGGCCAAUCCAUGGUGGAGAAAAUCGAGCUGUCCGCCGAUGGCGUGGCAAGGCCGUGGACGUGCAUAACUUAUCCUCCAGAACCUGAACUCACACCGGCAUAUCUAGACGAGUUGCUGCUUUCUCCGGGUGCAAUGACGGACAAAUUCUUCGAAGCCGUAAUGCGACCCGGGGUCUUUUCUGCUUGGACGCUACAUAUGGCCAUCUCACAGUACACUGACGCGUGUUUAAGCAUACCUGGAGCUCCCGCCGCCCCUCUGCUCGUCUCCUACGCAACCACCGCCGAGAAUAUCGCCGCAGUAGUCGGAUGUACGGUUAAGCUUCUCAGGGACCCACAAACUGGAGCCCCGCAAUACGAUAACUACUGGAAUGCCUUGAAGCGCGACUGGGAGGGGUUUGUCGCUCGCUGCCGCGAGAUUGAGCGACGAGCGCGGUGGCCCCUUGCGAUUGGCGCAGGAGAUCCGAAGGGUGACGUCCUCGUUGUCGAACGUGAACGGAUCGGUUCUGUCGUGACCGAGGAUCUCCCGCUGCGGCUACAUCGAAUGUUAUCGCAACCACGACAUGCGACCUUGGAACCCCAAUUCUCGGUUUUGGACGCCUUGUGGAUGUUACGAUCGAAGCUGGGACCUCGUGCGAUUAUGUCAUCGGAGAUACGUGUCGUAGACAUUCUACGGCAGGAGAUCGCUUUCCCAUACGCUGAUAUCAUACAAGACACCGCCCAGCGGUUGGACUUAAGGAGCGAAAUCGACGAUGGUGUUAACAUCUGGAUUUCUGGACGCCUCCAGAGCGUGGGAAACCUCGAGGACGCUUCAAGAUUUAUCCUGGACAUUGUCGGUGGGUUUGAUAGGGACGUCAAGAGGGAGGAGGACGAAGUUGAGCUCCUCUUACCACCCACUAACCUGGAAUGGAGCAGAGCUCUCACUGCGGCGUAUGCUACAAGUUCGAUCAACGCUCGUUAUGAUCUUGCCCUCGCCUUGAUUAUGCUCCUAUUCUACCACGCGGAUGCCGUGCACCAAUGGGAACCUUCGUUAUUGGCGGAAAUCUUCGUUGUGUUUCGGGGAGUCGCACUGUUGCGCUACACUUCGCGCCAGCCGGCAGGCUCUGCAGCUCCUUCACCCCGCGAAACAAGCACCGACGAGGACGUAAUUGCGAAGUUGCGCAACAUGAACGUAUCAACCACCAGGGCCACGCUCGAGCCGACUCACUCUCUGCUACAUCCGCUUCUCAUCCAGCUCGGCACGUCGACCGGAUUGCCAUGCGCGGCUCAUCACUUCCUCGAUGCCACUGGUAUGCUGCAGUCUCUGUCACCAGCACACGCUACGAAGUACGAGGUUCUGUUCUGCGAGCGGCUUCGCCUACUUGGCUAUCGCGAAGCCGCCAGGGAGGUGUUGACCUGGCUACCUCGCACACCUGCGAUGAGCUAUGUGCUGCUUAGGGUUUGGCUGGAUGAAGGUCGGUAUGAAGACGCGGCUGCUACGCUUGAGAGUUUGGCCGGUGCCUUUGGUCCGGAGAGCGGUCUAUCUAUGGAGGAUCGGGAAGCACUUGCGGCUGUCCUGCCCGGCGCCGAGUUGUUCAACUCGCCGUUCACAUUCUACUUGCAUGCUGCCUCCCUCUUUAAAGUGGAGAGUGUGGUGACAUACGAGGUCUCUUUCACGCAGCUUGCCCUGUCUGUCGCGCCGCUUGGAGUAGACACAGUUGCGCUAUGGCAGACUGCCAUCAAAGGCCUCACGGAUCUCGGCUUGUACGACGACGCAUACACGGCCCUAACCUCAUGCCCAUAUGAGAAGCUCAAACGAGACAGCGCAAGCCAGCUGGUCUACAGGAUGUGCGAAGAACAUGCGGUGGACCGCCUUAUGACAUACAGCUUUGCCGGAGUUACCGACGAAGUCGAAGAUGCGCUUUCGUUCAAGGCGCGUAACGCGGACCCUCGUAUUCGACCCUUCUAUUCAAGAAUUCUCUACACAUGGUACAUUGACCGCGGAGACUACAGAAAUGCCGCGUUAACCAUGUACCAACGCGCUAGGAAGCUUGGGAAUGUGAUCAGCGGCAAUCCAGAUCAAUUCCUAAGUCUUGCCGAGCUGCAGCUCGAGGCAUACCUUGUCUGCAUUAAUGCUUUGUCUCUAAUCGACCCUAAGGGCGCUUGGUUUAUUCUUCCCAUUUCAGCUGAGAACAGUAGCGAAAGACGCAAACUUGCAAAACACAUUCCACAGGACAAGUACUCGAUCGCCAGGCGCGACGUGGAGGUCGUUGAACUUGCCGACGUUCAGUACGAAUUUGCUUUGCUCGAUGCCCAGGCUCAGCUCCUCCGUAAAAACCCAGCGCUUCUUGGCUCUCUAGAACUGCUGCUUUCACCCGCGAAUGUUGUGCUGAAGUUAGCACAAACUAACCAGUUUGAUCGUGCUAUUGCGGUGGCAAAAAGUCUUGGUGUCGACAUGACCGAUGUCUUCACGCACCUGACAAUGCAGUGCAUGCGAUUGACUCGGCGCCCGGAGUCUAUUUUAGGCGAUGAUCCCUCAGAUUGGUUACUCACGGACAAGGUUUCGUCGUGGUCUGGGACAUCCGCGGAUCGAGGCUGGCGUUAUCUUCGCCAAGCUCUGGAACGCCACGAUAGUCCGCAAACAGGGUACAUUUACAGUAAAAUUACGCUGGAAACAGUAUGGGGUCUCGACCGGACCUCGUCACCACCACCAUGGCUCGUUCGCAUACUGCAGGAGAACCAUCCGGAGUUCCUUAUCCGUACGUGCCUCCGGUAUGAGAUCAUGGAUGCAGCGUUGUCGUAUACUAUCGCAAUGAUACAAAAGGAUGACUCGCGACUGGCGCGCGGACAACCACGUUCUGCUGCUUCAACGUGGUUGCCAUACGCCCUCAUCGACCAGGUGCUUCUCGCCGCCGAGUCGCAGGACGCCCUGUCAGUUCGUGUCCAGGACCUGCGCAAGCAGCUGCGUACUGUCAUAUCGACCCGAAUGAAGCAUGUCGACAAGCUCGCUGCCGAGAGCAGGCCAGCGGUCUGA